CUGGAGGAGGUGGCCUGACUUCAGACGCACAGUCAGCACUGAGGGACAAAGUCCACUUAUGUGGAAGUGGGAGCAGUAACAGAGGGGCCAUUUUGAAUCUGUGGUCAAAGAAAAUGACUGGUCUGAAGCGGCUUGGCAGCCUGAGCAGUCAGGUACUGCGGCCCUACUGGCACUGCCUGAGGGUGAGUUCGCUUGAAGUAGGUCCGAGGACUGUGGUGAUUCUCAUGGAGGACCCUGAGAUUUCUGCAAUCUGAUCAGUGUCAAAUGCCACUGGAUUCGCUCUGAGACUCUCGCCCUAGAGGAUGGCCAAAGGGCUCCUGAUGACCUAUGCCCUUUGGGCUUUUGGGGGCCCUGUUGGACUACACCACCUGUAUCUGGGAAGGGACAGCCAUGCCCUGCUCUGGAUGCUCACCCUGGGAGGUGGUGGGUUGGGCUGGCUCUGGGAAUUCUGGAAGCUUCCAAGCUUUGUGGCUCAAGCCAACGGAGUCCAGAGCUGGACACAGAGGCCAGAAGAGGAGAGACCCCCUCUGAGUCUCCUUCGCUUUGCUUCCCAGAUGGUAGUAGGUGUCUAUUUUGGUCUCGUGGCUCUGAUCAGCCUUUCUUCCACAGCCAACUUCUAUAUAGUGGGCCUCCCACUGGCUGUUGGCUUAGGGGUCUUGCUGGUAGCUGCUGUUGGUAACCAGACCUCAGACUUUAAGAACACCUUAGGAGCAGCCUUCCUCACUUCCCCUGUGUUCUAUGGCCGCCCCAUAGCCAUCCUGCCCAUCAGUUUGGCUGCCAGCAUUACAGCCCAGAAGCAUCGCCGAUACAAAGUUUCAGCAGUAUCAGAGACACUUAGUGUCCGCCUCUACCGUGUGGGCUUAGCUUACCUGGCCUUCACAGGCCCACUGGCCUACAGUACCCUGUACAAUACAGCUGCCACCAUUAACUACGCGGCAGAAACCCUUGGUUCUUUCUUGAGUUGGUUCAACUUUUUCCCACUUCUCGGUCGUCUCGUGGAGUCUGUCUUGCUUCUGCCUUGCCGGAUCUGGUGGCUACUGGUUGGGGCUCCUGGCUUCAAUAGCAGCCAGUUCCAGGAAUGGGAAAAGCUCUAUGAAUUUGUUGACAGUUUUCAGGAUGAGAAACGUCAGCUGGCUCACAAGGUUCUGGGCAUUGCAGAAGGAGCCACCAAUGAAGAAAUACAUCGGAGUUACCGAGAGCUGGUGAAGGUCUGGCACCCAGACCACAAUCGGCACCAGACAGAGGAGGCCCAGAGGCACUUCCUGGAGAUCCAGGCUGCCUAUGAAGUCUUGAGUCAGCCCAAGAAGCCCAAAGCAUCCUGGAGGUGAAAGCAACCCCUCAAGGAUGGGCUCAGUCUUGUCAGCACAGUCUUCAAAACCCAGGACCUAACAGUCUUAAAGAAGCUGCUCGAAUUAGAGGCGAGGGGAACUUUAAAGGAGUGAGGAAGCAUGUGGUAGAAAAUAUAUUUAUGUGUUAAAUUUCUAAAUUCU
Molecule: messenger RNA, 1490 nt
Organism: Rattus rattus (black rat)
Lineage: Eukaryota; Metazoa; Chordata; Mammalia; Rodentia; Muridae
Gene: Dnajc22
Product: DnaJ heat shock protein family (Hsp40) member C22
Exons: 3
Coding region: 303-1328 (341 amino acids)
Biological process (GO): endocytosis
Cellular component (GO): plasma membrane; early endosome
Source: RefSeq, a predicted model, not a curated record